AUGAAUAAAAACCUUAAAAAUUUGAUUUUAUUAAAAAAUUCCUCUUUAAUUUUCCAACAAAAUUUUCAUUUGGGGGCACCUCUUUGUUUUCAUUUUAUGAAAAAGCAGGUAGCAGUCGAUCCAGAAAUUGCAAAAAUACGAGAAGAACGUAAGCGUAGAAAACUUGAAAAAGCAAUUUUAAAAUUAAAACAAUUUGGUAAAAAGCCAAAACCUGUAGAAGAAAUUGGAAUUGAUGUUAAAUUAAUUAAUACGUUGGAUACUCGAAAACGUGAACCAGAUCCCAUUAAUGAAGAAGAUGAAAUCAAACGAAUUGUUAUAUUGAAAGAAUAUGCACGUUCGAGGGUUUUACUUGCAAACGAAAACGUUCGUUGGAUUAAAGAUGCAACAAAACGCCAGUUCCGUGCAUUGGAGGCUUUAAAAAUGGUUUCGCCCGAAUUAUAUAAAUCUGCUGUUAGUAAUGAAAAUUGUGGUUUGCCGAGUAUUAUGGAAGGCCCAUCAUUAACACCUCCAAUUGAAGGAUAUAAAUCUCCUGAUGGUGAUUAUAAAGAUAUAACAAAACAAUGGGUUCAACCAGAAUUGCCUCUCUUAAUUAAAAAAUUUGGUGUUGGAAGACUUAUUAAAACACCAACUUUCCAAAAGAAAUUAUUAGAGCAAAGGAAAAGUCAAGAAGGUGAAAACAAAAAAGAGGAAGAACCUAAAAAGAAGACUGCAAUUGCUUGA
This is a messenger RNA of Meloidogyne enterolobii, 720 nucleotides long. NCBI's taxonomy places the organism in Eukaryota, Metazoa, Nematoda, Chromadorea, Rhabditida, Meloidogynidae. The record is from the annotation of a GenBank genome assembly.